GGGACGCUCCUCCCAGCGGCCUCGUUGCUGGCAGCGCUUCCGCCCGCCGGCGCCCCAGUCAGUACGACGCCCGGCGAAUCUGGAGGGCGAAGCUGCGGCAGGGCAAUCACAACAGGGCGGUCAGAGAGGAGGCGAGCCGGGAGGAAGAUGGAGAGGUGGGUGGGAGCCUCACCUCUGGACUCUACCUCCACAGCCCGGUCUAGCCGCUACGCCCAAGCUCAAGUCUGACUCGAAACUCUGCCGGGUGCCUCAGAGGACCCGGCAGGCCAAGGGGGUGGAACUGAGGGGGCGGGGACGCGGCAGGCGAGUGGGGCCGCCUCCCGGCUGGCCACGCCUCCACGCCAGACUGGACGCGAAGGAAACCGGAACCUCUCUGCCUAGGGUGCCUGUUUCCGGAAGCAGCUUGAGUGCGGACGCUAACGUCGGGGACGCUGGGAAGCGGACUUGUGGCGCCCUAUUUUCUCACCUGGUUCUUGCGGCGAGCCAGCGGGAGCGGCGGCGGCGAUGAGACAGAAGCACUACCUUGAGGCUGCAGCGCGGGGACUGCACGACAGCUGCCCGGGCCAAGCCCGCUACCUCCUCUGGGCCUACACUUCGUCCCACGAUGAUAAGAGCACUUUUGAAGAAACGUGUCCAUACUGUUUCCAGUUGUUGGUUCUGGAUAACUCUCGAGUGCGUCUCAAACCCAAAGCCAAGUUGACACCCAAAAUACAGAAACUUCUUAAUCGAGAAGCGAGAAACUAUACACUUAGUUUUAAAGAAGCAAAAAUUGUGAAAAAGUUCAAAGACUCCAAAAGUGUAUUGUUGAUCACUUGUAAAACAUGCAACAGAACAGUGAAACAUCAUGGUAAAAGUAGAAGCUUUCUGUCAACAUUGAAGAGCAAUCCUGCCACUCCUACAAGUAAACUCAGCCUGACGACACCAGAGAGAAGGACUGCAAACCCAAAUCAUGACAUGUCUGGUUCCAAAGGCAAGAGCCCAGCGUCGAUUUUCAGAACACCUACAUCUGGACAGUCAGUAUCUACUUGCUCCUCAAAGAACACCAGCAAAACAAAGAAACACUUCUCUCAACUAAAAGUGUUACUUAGUCAGAAUGAAUCCCAAAAGAUUCCAAAGGUGGACUUCAGAAAUUUCUUAUCUUCUCUGAAGGGUGGACUUUGAAAAUAAGAAAUGCCUGAUGUCAAUUCUGAAACUAAAAAAGGUCUUUGGGCAUUUCUAAAGAAUAUUUGAAAAUUGAAGUGUGGAGAUAAAACUAUAAAACCUUUCGAAGAAGAUACAGGAGUAAAUCUUCAUAACCCUGGAUUAUGCAGUGGUUUCUUAGAUAUGACACCAAAAGCACAAGCAACAACAAGAAAAAUAAACAGAUAAACUGGACUUCAUCAAAAUUAAAGACUUGUGUGCUCUGUUCAAAGGACACCAUCAAGAAAGUGAAAAGUCAGCCCCCGAAUGGGAGGAAGUAUUUGCAAAUCAUACACAAAUGACCUCGAACUUAUGAUGGUUCAACUUGAGGUGUUUUUUUUUGUUUUUCUUUUUGAGACAGAGUCUUGCUCUAUCGCCAGGCUGGAGUGCAGUGGUGCAAUCUCAGCUCACUGCAACCUCACUUGAAUCACUGGGUUCAAGUGAUUCUCCUGCCUCAGCCUCCCGAAUAGCUGGGACUACAGGUACAUGCCACCACGCCCAGCUAAUUCUUGUAUUUUUAGUAGAAACGGGGUUUCCCCAUGUUGGCCAGGAUGGUCUCGAUCUCUUGACCUCAUGAUCUGCCCGACUUGGCCUCCUAAAGUCCUGGGAUUAUAGGCAUGAGCCACCGUGCCCGGCCUCAACUUGAGAUUUUUUUAACAUUAUGAUGGGUUUACCAGGACAUAACCCAUCCUAAAUUGAGAAGCAUUUGUAUCUGAUAAGGGACCUACAUCCAGAAUUAUGAAGAACUCUUAAAAUUCAAUAAUAAAAAGACAGAAGAUGGUCAGAAUCUGAACACAGUUCUCCAACAUGGCUAUUGAAUACAUGAAAGAUACUUCAGGCAUAUACCCAAGAUAACUGAAAACAGAUGUCCACACAAAAACCUAUAAUGAAUGUUCAUGGCAGUAGUGUUUGUAAUAUGCAUAAGACAGAAAUUUCAACAUAGCUAAAAGAGUGUUUUUUGAAUGUCCAGCCACUGUUGAAUAAAGAAAAUGUGGUUUUUCCAUACA
Molecule: messenger RNA, 2186 nt
Organism: Pongo pygmaeus (Bornean orangutan)
Lineage: Eukaryota; Metazoa; Chordata; Mammalia; Primates; Hominidae
Gene: RMP24
Product: ribonuclease MRP subunit p24
Exons: 6
Coding region: 505-1161 (218 amino acids)
Source: RefSeq, a predicted model, not a curated record